Molecule: messenger RNA, 4580 nt
Organism: Punica granatum (pomegranate)
Lineage: Eukaryota; Viridiplantae; Streptophyta; Magnoliopsida; Myrtales; Lythraceae
Source: RefSeq, a predicted model, not a curated record
CCGUACAAAAUUUCCUAGCCGCCGACCGAAAACCAGCAGCAAUUCUCUUUGUUUAUUUAUUCAAAUAUAAUAAUAACGAGAUUCACUCUACGGGCAUAUUUGUGAUUCCGGAGCUGCCGUUCGCCGCCGUGAGCCGAAGACACCGGCCGCCGCUUCAGUCCGUCUCUCUCUGCUGUUUGGCUGCUGCAGUGUAUUCCCUCCACAGCCGCUGCCGACGGUUGUCUUGUGGUGGGAGUGGUGCUCCGGGGCCUCUGCUAAUUGGUUGUUUUCGCUGUGAGCCCAUGCUUUUGGGCGGCGGAGGAGACUCAUAUGCCGCAGGAAACGUCGCCUUGGGACCGGAGGGAGCUGAAGCGGGAGAGGUCAGAGCCCGUAGCGAGAUGGAGGGUCUCACCGCCCUACCGGGGAGGCUCCCGUUCCUUCCAUCGGGCCGCCGAAUCUCGCAGGCAUACGGGUCAUGGUAAGCAGGGUGGUUGGCACCAGUACCCAGAGGAGACUGGUCACAGAUAUGCACCUUAUCGGUCUUUUAGCAAGACGAUAGCUGUUCGAGGAGAUGGAAAAUACAGUCGAGGCUAUAGAGACAAUAGAGGGUUGUUUGACCGGAGGGAAUACCGGGGAGAACACUCUUGGGAAACAAGUAGAAGGUCUUUCUCAACAAUGCCGAAGCCAUAUGAUGAUGGUGAUAUUAUGAGAGAUCAGCACAGCAAGAGGAGUGCAACUCGGUUGAGCCCCAGCCAGAAAAUUGAGGAAAAAAGGUUUGUCGACUCCACUGAGUGGAAGGAUCGAAGGUGGAUGAAUUCAGGGAGGUUGCCUUCCAGAGGUUCAGGUCUUGGCCAUUCUAGUGGCUCCAAAAGGGCAAGCCGCAUCGAGUUGGUGGAGAAGAAUGUGGAAUAUGAAUCAAAGAGUGUUAUUCCUCGCCAGUCUUCCACAGAAGAUGUUGCUGAUUGUAUGUAUUCAAUUGGCCAAUCUGAAGGGCUGACUCCGAAAAAGAAGCCUCGUCUGAGAUGGGGCGAGGGACUUGCUAAGUAUGAAAAAAAGAAGGUUGAAGACCCUGUUGAUACUCCAAUGGAUAGAGAUAUACAGUCCAACCAGUCAACACGCUUGGAUGCUACUGGCAGAACUUCUGGAGUCUUGGGAGUUUUGGAAAGUUCAUCUCCUGCAACAGCGUCCUCUCUUGCUCUUAUUUCCUUACCGGAUAUGGAGGACAAGUUGAUAGGGACCAUGAAGAUGGGUGGUCAAGUUGAUGGUGUAUCUGAAUUACCAGUUGCCAUGUCCCAGAGUACACACCAAGGGUUCUCUGCUACUUCAGAUGAGCUGGAUAUAAGUUCAAUUGCUAGUGGGGACCCAUUGCUUGUACAGUUGCUUCAGUGUAAUGAUAUUUCGUUGGAUUCCAAUCUUCUGUCAACUUUGGUGGAUAAAUUGGUGCUUAUGAAAGAGAAUGUUUCAAAGGUGUUGCUGACGACGGAGUCUCAGAUUGAUUCGCUCGAGAAUGAAUUGAAGUCCAUUGUUUCUGAGCAUGAAGAUGUCUGUGCUAGCCCAAUAUCCAGUUCGUUUGCAGUCAAGGACUAUUUUAGAUGUAGCCUAGGAGAGGAUGGUGUUGCCUCUGUCGUCUCACAACCUGAUCCUGUACAAACUGUUACUUGUGCAAAUAGUUGUGCCGAGGAGCUGUGUUAUGUGAAGGGGACUCGGUCUGAUAGUCACGUUGCAGCUACUUUCAAUACAGCGGUGCAAGACAACCAUAUGGCGAGUCAGGAUGCAGCCCAAAGGACAGUAGUAGAAAUGGUAAAGGUGGUGUCUGGAUCAGAAAGUAUGGAGACUAGUAAGUCACUCGAGCAUGUCAAGUUCCUCGGGAGUGCAGAAAAUACAUUAUAUGAUCUGAUAUUUUCUUCAAAUAAGGAAGCUGCAAAUAGAUCAUCAUUUGAAGUAUUUAGUGACUUAGUACUGAGGAAUCAUGAUAAGCUUGACGUUGCGAAGAUCUCUUGCUCGCCGGAUGAUUCGAGAAUAAGAGAGAAGUUUACCCAGAGAAAACGUUUUUUGACAUUUAAGGAGAGGGUCCUUGCACUCAAGUAUAAGACUUUUCACUACCUCUGGCAGAAAGAUAUACAUGCUCUUUCUGCGAUGAAUAAGUUGGGAUCUCAGAAGAAACUUGAGUCUAGCUCGCGGAUAAGAAUUGGUGGGUGCCAGAAGCCUAGGUCCUCGAUUCACCCGUGUGUGUCAUCCUCAGGAAUUAUGGGCCAGCUCUCGAAGAAGGAGACAAUUCAUUACAUAAGCAAGCUGGUCAGAGAUUCCUGUUGGAGAAUUUACAGAGAAGCUCUGAAGAUGCCUGCGUUUGAUUUGGAUGAAAGGGCGGAGAUAGCGUCAAGGUUUAUCUCUUACAAUGGGUUAGUGGAAGACCCCUGUGCAGUUGAGAAGGAAAGAACCGUGAUCAACCCCUGGACUGCAGAGGAGAGAGCAAUGUUCCUGGAAAAGUUCGGAAAGUAUGGCAAGGAUUUCAGGAAGAUAGCUACGUUUCUUAAGCACAAGACCACUGCUGAUUGUGUUGAAUUUUAUUAUAGAAACCACAAAUCUGACCUUUUCCAGGGAGUGAAGAAGAAGCUUGGUACGAGGGCACGACCACAGUUACUUCCUGCCAACACUUACCUGGUAACUCCAGGGAAAUUGAGGAAUCGCGAGGUCAAUGCAGCCAAUUUACUCAGUGAAGCUUCUCUUGGGGCCUCUCAAGAUCAAGCUGAAGCUGGUGGUGGCAAGUUAGACUGGGAAAGUUGUCAUAGAAGGUCGUUUUUGCGUCCAUGCAGUAACUCUAGAUCAUCACAUAUUGAUGCUCCUGAUGAUGAGAGGGAAGCAGUUGCAGCUGAUGUUUUGACCCAAAUACGCAGCUCUGUGGUCCAUGUCAAGAACUGCGGGGAGAAGGAUCUAUCUGAUUGGACGGAUGUGGAGAAAUCAAUCUUUAUGCGGGCUGUGUCACAUUAUGGCAAGGAUUUUGCGAUGAUAUCGCAGUAUGUGAAGACAAGGUCAAAGGACCAGUGUAGGGCGUUCUAUAAUAAGGCCCGGAAGUGCCUCAAAUUGGACAAGAUGCUCCCAGGCCCUGCAGGGAAGUGCCUGAAUUGCGAUGCCAAUGAAGGCAGUGAUGGCCCCGAUGGUCCACAGGUUGUUAAGAUUGCUGGAGCUAUUUGUAAGAAUGAUUCAGUCACGGGUAAGAGUCAGGACUUGCCCGUUUCUGUUAAGAUGGAAACUGCUGAUGCAGUUGAUUGUGGCUUACCAACUGACCUGAAGGAGACUGCCGAUGGAAGUUGUCUGAUGGGAAGUCGGGUCUGUGAAGAAAAAUGCUCGAGAGUUUCAGUGAAGGGCCAUGAUACUGUCCCUGAGAUGAAAUUGAGCAAGCACGUCUCUGAUCAAUCUCUGGGAGCAUCAGAGAGGUGGUUAGCUCAUUUGCCUGCUGAUUCAAGUCCUUGUUCGGUUUUCAGUCUUGGUUCUGAAUCCAAGGAUCGGUCCCUAGUUGAGACAGAUCAAGUUGAAAAGCCUCUACUAGCGAUUCUCACAGAUUCUGCAUCCUUUCAGUGUGUCAAAAUGAAGACCCUGAACAGCAAUAAUCAGCCAGAAAAUGGAGGGCAGUGGAGUCAUGAUACCAAAGGUAAGGUGCAGAAUCUGCAAGAAUCGGAAAACUCGAGUCACGGCAGCGAUUUCAAGCUCUUUGGGAGAAGAAUACUUACUUGCACACCUCAGAAUUAUCCAGAUUUGAGCAUUCACGAGGAGGACAAGAAACGGGUCCUCAAGGCUACCCAAAGUUUGACCGGCAGCAGCAACAAGGGACGAAACUCAUCAUUGCUGAAGUUCGAUCCUGAUGACCAUACCAGCCUUGAGAAUGUUUCUAUCGGGAGCUAUGGUUACUGGGAUGGGACUAGAAUCCGUACUGUUCCAUCACUGCCCAAUUCUGCUUUCUUGUUGGCUAAGUAUCCUGCCGCAUUCAGCAAGAACCCAUUACAGGAAUUGGCAAACAGCAGUGAAUUUAACAUUAAUAAUUGCAGUGGUCCCUCGAUUAUUCCUGCUUGGAUGUAACUGUAAAGCAGUGUCACAACGCAUACUUAGGAGGGCAACAAUGCAACGGUCUAGAGAAGAUAUCAGGGCUAAAGCAGCAGGGAGGGAGUGCAAUGGACGGGAUGAACUUAGGAGUUAAGAGGUGUCUUAGCAGGCAUGUCAUGCACCGACUUGUCUGAUCCUGUGGCUGCUGUUAAGUUGCACUUUGCUCUGAUGAACCAGUUUUGGGGGCAGGGAGUAAGUUUAACCCGAGAAGACUCUCCAAGAGAUGCAGCAAGCAUGAAGACUUGGCUUUUUUGAGUUCUCGAAAAAAUGGCCAGGAUUUUGAAAGCUUGCUACUGUGCAAUAACAUGCCCCUUUUUUGUUUAGCCUAGAGCAGUUGAUUAAGGUAUUUACAAUUUCAAUUCUUAUGUCAAUUUUCGAACUUGAAGUUUGAUUAUUUUGGUCAGGUGAUCUCUGUACGUGCUCCUAAUGUUGUCGCAGCAGCAGCAGUUUUGUGAUUACUCUAAUUUCAUGAAAUGUUACGUCUAGUAGCAGAUUUUCGUGCA